AUGUCACCCAUAUCGCGCAUGGCGCGCCUCCUCCUCAUCCUCCACUCCAUCGUCAACAUAGCCCUCGGCAUCUACCCGUUCAUCAACCCAGAAGAGUACUCUGCUAUUACGGGUAUGGAAGGUCCUGAUAAAACGCUACAAUCGAUCGGUCUCGGCGCAGUAGCAAUAGGCUGGUACCAACUCAUCUUUACCUUCCAGGGUAAUCGUCGCAUGAUGGCUUCGACCAUCCCGCUGAGAUUGGGAUUCGCGGCUGUGAUGUAUGGAUGGGAGAAGCAGCCUGUUAUGAUCUAUGAGUUGAUUGUUGUGUGGUUUUGUUUAUUGGGGGUGUUCGCUUAG
Alternaria incomplexa is the source of this 336-nucleotide messenger RNA. RefSeq lists its product as uncharacterized. The transcript has 2 exons. NCBI's taxonomy places the organism in Eukaryota, Fungi, Ascomycota, Dothideomycetes, Pleosporales, Pleosporaceae. The record is from RefSeq and is a predicted model, not a curated record. The coding region runs from base 1 to 336 and encodes 111 amino acids.